UCCAGACUGAUGCGUUUACCGUCCAUAUCUGGCGGCCCUACGCUGUCAUAAUUUAACAAAAAAAUUAUAUUAAAUCAAAUUUUUUAUCGACCGCGACAGCCCAUUGGUUGACGGACAUUGGGCUUAUCCAAUGAAAUCCCUCAGACCUCGUUGGCCCUCUAAGGUUAUAAAUAGCACCAUUUCAGCUAACGGUUGCUGCUAACCGAGAAAAUGAGCAGAUUCGAGACGGGGCCAGUCAGAAAAAUUACGACAAAAGCUAAAAAGCGCAUAAGCCCAUUCAGAAAAAUGUGUCAAACUAACCGAUAUGUUAAUUACCACACUAAAUUUGACCGUUGGAGGAGAUUCAGUAGCGGACAAGAAGAGGGAAUUAGCGAUUCAGGGGCCUUGUUAUCGUCGGAGGACGAUGCUGAGAGAGACGUGACCAGGGACAGACUGAGGAAGAGUUCGGAUUAGUUGCUGCUGCCCGUGUGUGAACAUGACACAGGACACACAGGUGUGUGUGAAGGGAUGACUGAUGGACAUGCAGCAUGAAGACUAGAGGCACAGAUGUGUGAAAGAGGCAACAUAUCAAGAUGACCUCGAGUGUGUGACAGUUGCCAACAGACUAAUGGCGGGUUUGACACACGAUCUCCGGCAGAAGGCUAUGUAUUCUUGGAGUGAAUGACAGGCAAGGUGAGGCAAUGAGCUUCACAACAAGCCCGGCUCUGGUCCCACACAGGGACAGCCUCCCGUUUAAGAAGAGAGACCAAAGAGUGAGCUCCCCUCAGCAGCAGCAGCAGCUGCUGCAAUGCGACGCCACAAACUUCAAGGCGCCCUAUCCGUACAAGAGCCACACCGUCUUAAAGACGAACCACGUGGGUCUGUUUCGGCCUGUGCCGAGGCGGGUCACGGCCCUGUACCAACCCUGGAUGCAGGUACAACCCCCUCCCAGGCCCAAACAGCACAUCCCGUCCGCCUUCAGAGAGCACCACGGCUGGGCAGAGUGGAGAGACUUCAGUCCUCUGCCUCCUGGAUGGGACUUUUCCCAUCAGUACCAACUGCAGAACCAUUUAUCCGGAGCACGGGCUCUCCACUCUGGAUAUCCACAAUAUGUCUCUAGACUCAGCGCGGGGUCUCUCGUGUCCGAGGGCAUCCAGAGGGGGAGCGGAGGCUGGGAGAGGCUCAAGGUGUUGAAAGACAAAACCUAUGGCCCUCACAAAGGUCCAUAUGCCAGGAGAGGAGAAAGAAGAACUGAUGAGUUGCACAGAGCUGAAAGAGGAGGCGCUUACCUACCUCACUCCACACAUGAAGACACUUUGAAGAACAGUUCAUUGUUCAACUCAACAAAAAUUACAUCUGGACAAUCCCUCAUGAGAGUUUCCCCCGACAGCCUAAACGGCGCAAGCACUCCCAUGAAAGAAAACAAGCAGAGGUCUCCUGUGGUGCCCCUGUCCACUGCCACCGGCCCUAACCGCUUCCCCUGGCUGCUUCCCCACUUCGUCGCCGGGUCUCUGAUUGAGCUCAGAGACGGCCGGCUGAGGAGGGUGGAGAACCUGCAAACCGAGGACUUCCUGCUGGGCUCUCUGGCCUGUCCGGACCUGCGCCUGAGCUGCUGCACGGUGCAAAGCAUCUCCCCUUCAGCCGCCUCCUCCGUCUCCCGCCUCCUCAUCCUGCUUCACGAGCAGCAGUCCCAGGAGCUGGUGGAUGUGUACGUGGAGUACCCUUUCUUUGUGCGCGGGCAGGGCUGGUCGUCCUGCAGCCCCCAGAAGACGGCCCGUCUUUGCGGCCUGCAGUGCCGCCAGCUCAGUGUGGGAGACGUCUGCUUGGCCCUCACGCCCGUCUCCGCUCCCGAGCCACUGCCGUCAGGCUUCCCGUGGCCAAAAACUGGCCCCAAAGAACCCGAGGACGGUCUUGGUUCCCCAGAGGCAAACGCUGCGCUGUGCAGUCAGGUUCUACCUGAACCGAAGGAGCUGUCAGGGGAGCAGGGAACGGGGAUGAAGGCGUCCCGCAGGAGGCACUGUUCGGCCCCGUGAAAUUCAACCACUAGGGACACAGUUUUCAAAUGAUACAUGGUGCCUUGCAAAAGCAUUCACACCUUUUGAACUUUUUGACCCCUUGGCACAUUAAAACCACAAACUUCAGAGUAAUUUCCCAGGGAUUGGUCAAUACAAAGGAGCAUAAAACUGGAAAGAAAACGGCAAGCGAUUUCCAUUAUUGUCAGAGGUGGGUAGUACUGGUUGCAUUUACAUGAGUAACUUUUUUAGGGGGAAAAAAUGAAGAAGAGUAGUUUUAGUACUUUUUACUUUUGCAAGUAAUAUGAACUAUUGCUACUCUUUCUUUAUUAGAUUUAUUUUCCAUUUAAAGAAACUGACUUCAGGAUGUGCUGUGGUGGCGCAGGGGUUAAGCACAAAUACAUAAGGAGGCCUUAGUCCUCGAUGUGGCCGUCGCAGGUUCAAUUCCCGGCCUGGCAACCUUUGCUGCAUGUCUUCCCACUUUCCUGUCAAUUAACUAUCAAAUAAAGGCCACUAGAGCCAAUAAAACCUUUUAAAAAAAAUGCCUAUAAAGAAACUGACUUCAGAGAUAAAAACUUUUAGAACUCUGCUACAUCUGAGCUAACGUUUAGGCUAAUCUGAUCGUAAUUACUCAGCAUUGUCUUACUGCUUAAAUUAAAUCCUCGUUUUACUUUGUCCCCCAGCAAAAUUCCUCUGGAGCAAUCUGGUGCACCAACACUGGCUCCAGCCCAGGGGCCCACAUCCUUGUAAAUCUGGCCCCGGUGGUAACACGUGGAAAUUGCUGAUCAUAGACGGUCUGACUGAGCUUUAGCUGUUCUCAUAAGAAUAAAUGUCCAGAAUUAGCAAAAAUGAAAGAGUCCCAAAAAACUUUCAGCUGUAAUUGUAGCAAAAACUAUGAUUGCAAUUUGUCUUAUUUCUAAAGCAAAAACGAAACAUGGAAACCAUGAACAUUUCCUUUUGGUCCACCAUACAGACUCCUACAAAAAGGCAUUUGUGGUUGUAGCGUGACAAAAAUUGGAAAAAUUUCAGGGGUGGGAAUGGUCUUGUAAGGCACUGUCGAUCUGGGAUUUCUUUGGAUUUGUGCUGUGAUCAGCGUCUUGUCUUUCUACCUCCUGGAUCAUGCUUCUGUACUUGACUUAUCAUCUUUAUUGGCUUUUAAGUAGUCUCAGCUAAAGAGGACAGCUACAGAGAGCUCACCUCUCAGGGUUAAAGGUUAUGUUAUAUGUCGUCAAGUGAUAACGGAGAACCAAAGCAUGAAUGUUGCCUUGGUGAGUUGCACUGUUCAGAUUUAAACUCCUUUUCUUGCAAUUCUGAUGAUAUCUGCUCCUUAGUGGGAUUUCUGCCUCUCAGGUCUUUCACUGCAUCUAAAGUUCAACUCUCUACUGCCAAAUAACACGUGAACCAACUGAUUCUGAACUGCAACACUUGUAGAGCUUCGUUCUACCUCUCUCUUCAAUGUAGGAUCUGUGUUUCUGACUAGUGUGGGCUGUGACGGGACACGAUGGAAGCACCAAGCAGAGAUACUUGUUUUGUUUGUUUUUUCUGGUUUUUUCUAGUUGAAAUUGUGUAAGAGAAAAAAGAAAACAAACAACAACACCCAAAUCAUUUUAACGGGAUGAAAUUAAAGAGUGAAUCACGUGACUUCAUCUGUAAA
This is a messenger RNA of Gambusia affinis (western mosquitofish), 3645 nucleotides long. RefSeq lists its product as uncharacterized. The record is from RefSeq and is a predicted model, not a curated record. Bases 681 to 2012 code for a protein of 443 amino acids. Lineage: Eukaryota; Metazoa; Chordata; Actinopteri; Cyprinodontiformes; Poeciliidae. The transcript has 4 exons. Gene Ontology annotation, biological process: negative regulation of transcription by RNA polymerase II; nervous system development. Gene Ontology annotation, cellular component: nucleus. Gene Ontology annotation, molecular function: protein binding; RNA binding.